Messenger RNA from Pseudovirgaria hyperparasitica, 441 nucleotides. RefSeq lists its product as uncharacterized. Bases 1 to 441 code for a protein of 146 amino acids. The record is from RefSeq and is a predicted model, not a curated record. The transcript has a single exon. Lineage: Eukaryota; Fungi; Ascomycota; Dothideomycetes; Acrospermales; Acrospermaceae.
AUGCUGCCUGACUGUGCUCGCCUGGCUGCGAACGUGUGUCUAUCACAAGCAUUGGCUUCAAUACGAGAAAACUUGUCAACGUUGCUCGAAUCCUACCUCGCUACAGCAAGCAUGCUGAUUCCUCCCAUCCAGACCCUUUCGCCUGUCCCACCCGCACGCAAUGAUACCACGCAAGCCCACAAACAACACCAACAAUCAUCUCUCGCCUCGCCUCAUCUCAUCUCAUCUCAUCUCAUCCCGCCAGGCCCCCUCGGUCCCAACCGCAUCAUCUCCCCUGUCAAUCCCCCCUUGUCGCACAUCUCAAACCGCUACCGUGCAAACCCCUCCGAGUCAUAUUACCCCAAGUCUAGUCUGCCCCCUCCCUCGGCACUCCAAAGAUCCGCGCGCGGCCUUCGCAAGGCCAACACUAUCAUCUUCACCACCGACCGUCCGACCAACUAA